Molecule: messenger RNA, 8252 nt
Organism: Trichosurus vulpecula (common brushtail)
Lineage: Eukaryota; Metazoa; Chordata; Mammalia; Diprotodontia; Phalangeridae
Gene: PPP1R9A
Product: protein phosphatase 1 regulatory subunit 9A
Exons: 18
Coding region: 336-3821 (1161 amino acids)
Biological process (GO): actin filament organization; neuron projection development; calcium-mediated signaling
Cellular component (GO): postsynaptic density; dendrite; cytoplasm
Molecular function (GO): actin filament binding
Source: RefSeq, a predicted model, not a curated record
GGGGUCACGCGCGGCGUCUCCAGUGCGCGCGCACGGGGGGCGGAGGCCUCGGCUGAGGAGGAGGAGGAGGAGGAGGAGGAGGAGGGGGAGGAAGGCCGCGGUCCCUGGGACCGGACAGAGAGCUCGGAGGACUGGAGGCUGAGGAGGAGGCUCGGGACCUGGGAGGCCGCGGGACGCGGGCGCAGAUGAGCCUCGUGGGCGGCUCCGCCGCGGCCGCCGCAGCAGCAGCUUCUGCGCCUUUGCCCAGCCGCCUCCUGACGAUCGGCGGCCCCUGACCGAGGGUGCCCCGACGCGUGCCGGGCCAUGCCCGUGGGCUCUGCAGCCCCCAUGUCAACAUGAUGAAAACAGAGCCCUCGGGGGAGCGGAGCACCCUGCGGAGCGCCUCUCCACACCGGAAUGCCUACCGCACGGAAUUCCAGGCUCUCAAGAGCGCCUUUGACAAGCCCAAGGCGGAGGGGGACCCCAAGGCCAAAGAGGGUGAGGGCUCUCAGCAGAGCAGGGGCAGGAAGUAUGGCUCCAACGUCAAUAGGAUUAAGAACCUCUUCAUGCAGAUGGGCAUGGAGCCCAGCGAGCCCGCGGCCGCUCCCCCCAAAGCCAGGGCCAAAGGGGGGCCCCCCUCCCCACCCCGGCGGGGGAGGCCCAAAGAGCUGCUGGAGAAGGCAGACGGCUGCGUGCUGAAGCUCGAGUCCUCAGUGUCGGAGCGCAUCAGUAGGUUUGACACCCUGCACGAUGGCCCUUCCUAUUCCAAGUUCUCCGAGACCCGCCGCAUGUUCGAGAGGAACAGCCGGCGCUCCCCACAGUCGGAGCGGCCGGGAGCCGAGGUGCCCGACGACUGGCCCGGUGCCAAGUCCAACAGGGGCAGCACGGACUCCCUGGACAGCCUCAGCUCCCGUCCGGAGGCCGUCUCCCCCACGGUGAGCCAACUCAGUGCUGUUUUUGAGAACUCGGACCCCCUCACUGAGAACCACGAGGAAUACUCGGAGGCUGGCACCGAGGCCCCCAGCCCCCUCAAGGAGCCUGACUCUUGGGGUCCUCCAGACCCCCGAGGGGCUGAGACUGAGAGCACAGGCCAGGUCCUGGAGGAGGCAGGUCCCAGGGCCUUGGAGGUGGGACCCCGGCUGGAGGCUGAGGACCCAGCAGCUCCCCAGCAAGGACGAGGUCCAGGCCCGGGAAAGCCAGAAGGGCCUGCCAAAGCAGCACCUGAUGAGCUGCAGGUACUCCAGGCACCCCCUGCAGAGCUGGAGGCCCCCAAACUCCCUGGGGAUCACCUGGCAGGGCCCGCCCUCAGCUCUGGGGAUGCCCCUGGCAAAGAUGAAGCCCCAGAAGAGGUGAAUGCUGCCCAGAGCUCCCAUGUCUACAUGCACACAGACUACAACGUUUACCGGGUGCGGUCCAGGUAUAAUUCAGACUGGGGAGAGCCAGGCACCGAGCCCGAUGACCAGGAUGACAGCGAUGAAAACCAGGACUAUCAGCCCAGCAGGGACUACCUGGAAAUCAGCGGUUUGCCAGAAGAAGAGGACAUCCCGGCUAAUCGUAAGAUCCAGUUCAGCCGGGCACCCAUCAAGGUUUUCCACACAUACUCCAAUGAAGAUUACGACCGGAGAAAUGAUGAUGUGGACCCGGUGGCGGCAUCUGCGGAGUACGAGCUGGAGAAGCGAGUGGAGAAGCUGGACCUUUUCCCAGUGGAGCUGGAUAAAGAUGAGGAUGGACUGGGCAUCAGCAUCAUCGGCAUGGGUGUGGGGGCUGACGCAGGGCUGGAGAAGCUGGGGAUCUUUGUUAAGACGGUGACCGAUGGCGGUGCAGCCCAGCUGGAUGGUCGGAUCCAGGUCAACGACCAGAUUGUAGAGGUGGACGGCAUCAGCCUGGUGGGAGUCACUCAAAACUUUGCUGCCACGGUCCUCCGGAACACCAAGGGCACUGUCAGGUUUGUGAUUGGGCGAGAAAAGCCAGGACAAGUGAGUGAGGUGGCACAGCUGAUCAGUCAGACUCUGGAGCAGGAGAGGCGGCAGCGGGAGCUCCUGGAGCAGCAUUAUGGCCAGUAUGACGCGGAUGAUGAUGAGACAGGGGAGUAUGCCACCGAUGAGGAGGAUGAAGAAGGGGGGCCCUCCCUACCCGGCAGGGACCUGGCCAUUGAAGUGUUCGAGCUGCCGGAGAAUGAGGAUGUAUUCUCCCCGUCAGAGCUGGACACUGGAAAGCUCAGUCACAAAUUUAAAGAACUGCAGAUCAAGCAUGCUGUCACAGAAGCUGAGAUCCAGAAACUAAAGAACAAGCUCCAGGCUGCGGAAAACGAAAAGGUGCAGUGGGAACUUGAAAAAACCCGACUGCAGCAGAACAUUGAAGAGAACAAAGAAAGGAUGCUGAAACUGGAGAGUUACUGGAUCGAGGCUCAGAGUCUGUGCCACACGGUGAACGAACAUCUCAAGGAGACGCAGAGCCAGUACCAGGCCCUGGAAAAAAAGUACAACAAGGCCAAGAAACUUAUCAAGGACUUCCAGCAAAAAGAACUCGACUUCAUCAGGAAACAGGAAGCGGAGAGAAAGAAGAUUGAGGAGCUGGAGAAGGCACAUCUCGUGGAGGUCCAGGGCCUCCAGGUGCGGAUCCAAGAGCUAGAGGCAGAGGUCUUCAGGCUGAUGAAGCAGGACAGCGCACAAGUCAACAACAACAACAACAUCUUCGAGCGGAGCACGUGCCUGGGGGAGGCCCCCGAAGGAGAGGCGGACAGCCAAGACCUGAACGAAGCUGUGCCAGAGACAGAGCGUCUGGAUUCCAAAGCCCAGAAGACCCGAGCCCAGCUGUCCGUGAAGAACAAACGGCAAAGGCCCUCCCGGAGCAGACUGUAUGAUAGCGUCAGCUCCACUGAUGGGGAGGACAGCAUGGAGCGGAAGACCGGCGCCUUCGGGCAGGCGCAGGCCACGGUCCCCUCUGCCAGCCUUGCCGACCUGCCAAAGGAAGCCCCAUGGCCACCCACGGGCAUACCAUCCACCUUAUCGCUGUUUCGGGGGAAGCACUUUCCUCCACUCUCCUUCAGAGCGUGCUCCUUCCCACCGCUCGGCUGCCACCGAGAAGGCGGCCCCAGGAAAAGGGUCUUCAAAGACAGGCUGCAGAAUGUGGAGCCUGAGCCACCUCCCGGAGUGCAGCCGCCUGCUCGGCCGACUCAUGCUCCCUUCCCAUGGUUUAGUGUCCGCAGAAAAGGACCCCACGGCUCCCGAAACCGGCCAGCACCUGCCAUUGCCCCUGAGCCUCCUCCUGGGCAGCCCAGCUCACAUAAAAAAGGGUCCAAGAAUUUUCCCCUCCCCGACGAUUUCAGCCCCAGCAGCACAAGCUCUGCCGACCUCAGCGGCCUUGGGCCUGACCCCAAAGCUCCAGGCCUUUCGAGAUCCUUGGCCCUGUCGUCAGAUGAGAGCCUGGAUAUGAUCGAUGAUGAGAUCCUCGAUGACGGGCAGUCUCCCAAGCAUAGCCAGGGCCAGGGCCAGAGCCGGGCCAUCCGGGAAUGGGGUGUGCAGCAGGUAGCCCAAUGGCUGCGGAGCCUAAACAUGGAGCAGUAUGUGGCUGAGUUUAAUGCCCAGAGUGUCAGCGGAGAGCAGCUUCUGCAGCUGGACGGCAGUAAGCUCAAGGCCCUUGGGGUGACUUCGUCCCAGGACAGAGCUCUCAUCAAGAAGCAGCUCAAGGACAUGAAGGCGGCCCUGGAGAAGGCCCGCAAAGCCCAGGAGAAAAUGGAGAAGCAGCGGGAGAAGCUGCGGAGGAAGGAGCAACAGCAGCGGAAAGCCCGAAGGGCUGAGCCCACAUCCCCAGAGCCUCCGGAAGGCACCAGUGAGCAGUGAGCCUGGGCUGGGCUGGGGCCACAGGCUGGGUCACCCACCUGGGGCCCCCUCUGCCUGGGGCUUCCUGCAAUAACUAACUGUGUGUGCUCUUCAUCUCCAUCCCUGGGAGGAUCCCAAAGCACCUUGGGUUGUUACCAUGGAGCUCCUCACGUGGAAGAGAAACAGAAAGGACCCUGGGGGUAUGGGAGGGCUCUUCUCCCUGAGGAAGCUCCAGUCAGGGACUCUCCCAGGCUUCCCUCCUGGCCUGGAGCGCCUGAGGACAUGGUAGAGAGCCAGGCAGGGCCUGGGCAGGGCUGGCAUCCUUGGCCUCCUCUCUGGCUGCAGAAAGGGAGAGUCACCCUCUCCAGCUGUCCUCCAAGCCCAAGAGGAAGCCAGAGCCUUAAAGAGGAGCUGGGGACUAUGGUGGGUGGCUCAGGGUGGUCUCCAGGGAGGGGAAGGAGCAAGGCUUCCUGGACAGCCCUGGGCACCAAGAUCCCCCCUCCUGUGCCCCCCUCUCCCCAACUGGCUGGUCAGCUGUGCUGACGGGCACCCCACACUCCCUUAUCCCCAACAGAGACUGAACAGGAAAUUUCUUUUAUCACGAGUCAGGACAACCCAGGAGCAGCCUGGCUGGGUCGUGACUGAGGACUUCUUGUCUUUCUUUUCUACUGGAGAUUUUCCACGGGUUUGGGCUUAGGAAGUGUUUCAAAUCCAGUGCUUUGGAGAGACAUGAAAGUGCCCAGUGUGAGGUGCAGACUAAGGACCCCUCCUCUAACCUGGGGAGGCUGCAGGGGCUGCUUGGCCAACAUGCUGAGGGUCGCCCCUGGGCAAAGAAGAGCAGAGAGAGGCUGAGCCUUGUAGGGCUGGCUCUGGAGGCCUCGAGCUGCGUUGUCAUUCCAGUUGUCCAUGAGCAAGGAGGGGGCUGGGGGGCUGGGAAACUAAAUGUACAUGUUGGGAAAAGUAGGGAAGGGUUUUUGCUGUAUAACCACUGCUUGCUGUGUCUGUGGCUGCUGCGCCGCAUGCUCCCUGAUCGUUGAGAAGGGGACCUGACUGGCUUUUCUGGGAACUUCCCAGAGGCCCCCUGCGGGCCUGUGCCCUCACCUGUCCUGGAUUCUUGCUUUGCUGCUUUAUUGGGGGCUGGAAUUGAGGAAGGGGUUGGCCUUAUCAUCCCUGCAAGUCCUUCUAGGCAGUGUGGGGUCUGAGGCUGCUCCAUGCUGGGCAGAGAUGGGGUGUGUCUGGUCUUCCUGCAGUGAUGAUGAGGUGGCAGAGCCCCAGGAUGUGUGUGUGUGUCUUGUCUGCCACUGUCUUUGGGGUCGGAGGUUGAAACUGCUCUUAGGGCCUGGGGGCACCAGGCCAGGAUCGUGUCCUUCAAGAGGGGACAUGGCCUCUGGAAUGGUGGACCACUUGGGCCCUUUCAAGUCCUAUUUAGGUAAGGAAAAGGAACCUGGGCUGAACUGGUUAUUUCACUGUGAUGCCUGAGCUCUGGAAUGGGACAUGUGAGAGUCAUUGCUUUGUCUUCAGGCACAUUAGUCUGGUAGUGGGAGUGGGCAGGAACUGGCAGCAAAGUGGGUGCCUGAUGUCCCUGUGGUGCUGCCUGGGAAGCCUGUUCAAGGACCAGCAGCCUCUGGCUAGGCAGAGAAUGGGAGGCGGCUGGGCUCCUGAGGAUGUCUCCCCAGCACCAGUUGGGGGUCAGCCACAGCUGAACCAGGAGGACAGUGCCCUGUGAUUUACAGCCCAGAGUAAAAAAUGUAGAGGCUGGAGCCUGUCCGGGUACAGGUGGCCCAUUCUUCAUAGGAAGGCCUCUCCCCCAGAGUCAUGGGAAACUCCAGAGAUUUCUCAGCUUGCAUGGGAAGAGUAUGGAGUGACCUGAGGAGGGGGGAAGCUCAAAGGUUUUAUCAGAAAAGAAUUUGUCACUGUGGAGAAGUGCAUCUCAGUCCCCUCUUGGGUACAGCAUCACAGACGUAGAGUUAAGAGGAACCAUAGAGACCACCAAGUCCAACGCCUCAGAGAAGGAAGCCUCAUCAGGUCCUUCAGAGGCUCCCAGGGCAUCAGCGAGUGGGCGUUUGGGAUAUGAGCUCUGGUCUUAGUGACCCCACGCCCAGUGCCCCAGCCACCUCUCCGGGUUGCUGUUGAGUUGGGACAUUUCUCUCACCGCCACCCCCUGCCCCAUUUCUGAGUUUGGUUCUGUUCCUUCAUUUCCUCUCUGCCAGUCUCAAGAGCACUGCCAUAAGAAUACAGGAUGGGGAUGGAGCCCUUUAAGGGGCUGCUGACAUCCAGCCCCCAUCAACCCCAUUCCCCAAGUAUCACAUGAAGACCUCAUACCCCAUCACAUUGUUUCCCAGGAGGAUUUGAGACCCUUUUACCCAAAACACUGGUGAGAUUUCUUCUUUGUCUGAAGAGACACCUCAGAGCUAGAGAGCAGGAAGGCAAGAGUGAGUGACUGAGCAUGGAAACCACCCCAGGCAGUAUGGCCAAUGUGGGGCUCACUGGCUGGGUACAAGGUGAGGGAUGCUUGGUCCUUAGCUGGAUUGAUGUUUCUUUGAGGGAAUCAUUACAUGGUUUCCACUUCUGCACAGUGAGGAGGCUGGAGCAGAUGGCUAGUCUUGGAAAUCCAUCCUUGUCCCAUGAGCCAGUUAGUACUUACAAUGUCAGUGUGGCACAUCAGAAACAUUGAACUGGGAAUGGGAUAAGGGAAUCUACCUGAUUGCUUACUCAAAGCUCAAAGUGGUGUGCCCUUGGCACAUUCUGUUGCCUGUGAAUCCCUCAUAGGGCUUGUGGUGACAGAAAGGAAAGCAGGCUCCCCUAGGGGUUCACUCAGGAGCCAUGGUCUCCCAAGCUGAGGGUCUCUAGUCACUCUGUGUCUGGACAGGCUGUGGCUCACACUGAGGCACUGAAGGUUAAUGUUGGGGGACUGGGGGUAUAGGAUGACAUCCCAGCUGCCAGACACUACAGGGUCUUCACACUCUCAGCCCAGGAGUGGAGGCAAGUGGAUCUUCUCCUUGGUCUCGCAUAGUCAGUCUCAGGAAAUCAUCUUGGUCUAAAUUCCAUCUGCCUCUGCCCCACUUCGGGGAUGAAGGUCCCAGAAGAACAAGCCCAGUAACAGGGUCCACGUGACCAGGACACUGUUCCAGGAAUGCACACAGCAAGAGUGAUGCCUCGACACAAAGUAUCUUCUGCUAAUCUUGGUGGGGAUAGAGGGGGCACAGUUGCAGGGAUGGGGGGCCCUCUCUGGAGUGAGAGGCAGAGGAGGUGGUGACCGUGGCAGGUGCUGAGACAGUGUUAUGUGGAUGCACAAUGGGUGCACGUUCCUGUGUCCAUCCUGAGCCAAGCAAGGCAGCUGCAAGGACGUCUCUGAUGGCCCCAGUGUCUCAGCAGAAACGUUCAAAGAAGAAACGUUCCAGCACCUUCUGAACACUUGCACAUUUUCAUUAAAACUGGUUUAUGGGGAAUUUGGGCAAAUGGGGAAAGGGCUUCAGAAAUACGUGCUGCCCAGUGGGCAAGAACUCCGUGUGCUUUGUCCAUGUUGCUUCGAGAUGUCCCUCUUGGCUGCUCAGUGCCAGGCCUCCCUCCAGUAGCAGGCAGUGUGGUGGGGAGACGAGGUCCCCUUGGCUGGCAAGGAGGUGAGUGUGUGGUGUGUGUGUGUAUACAUGUGUGUGGCAUGUGCCGCUCAUGGAUGGGUGGAGCUCAUGUGGAUGUGAGUGGUGUGUUUGGUGGGCGAACUUCAUGGGUAUGUGAGUGGGGCGUGUAUGGGGGUGGUGCUCGAGGAGGCACUGUUUCCAUUGUGUGUCUUUCGGAUGUUUUGAUUUGCACACUUGUGUCUUCUGUUGAUCUGUGGAAGAGUUCAGUGUGAGGGGACACGUGGCCACAAAAGGUGAUGCAGGGGCCACAAGGCACUCACUGGAGGUCAGAACCUGGAGCUCUAACCCAGUGCCCAGCUUUGUGUGACGCCCCCCAUCCCCAUCCCCUAUUUAAUGUCAUAACUACUGCUUUUGUACUCUUCAGUGCCCUGGCAAUUCAAUCCCUUGGAGUGACAAGUGCCACAUUUUGCUAACAGAUCAUUGGGCAGCUCAGAAAGAGAGAAAAGAUGAACUGUCCCCCUGUUUUACAAAAAGGUCAUUUUUAUUUUCAUCUUUCUUUAGACUCAUAUUGAAGGAAAAUCAAGUGUUGAAGUAACUUCAAGUAUGUAAGGAUAGCAUGUUAUCCAAAAUUCUUAGUUUGUACAUCUCGAUGUCUGCUCCUUUGCAUGGAAGGGCGCGCGUGCAGUGUCCAGGCCCGUCCUCAUCCUUGGCCCUCCAUCGAGUGAGUGAGCCAUCCCGCGCCCAGCUGUUGGUUUUCUGACCAAUGGAGAAAGCUCCCGGGAUGACAUGUGAUUUCCCGGUGUAAAUAAACCUGCCCUUGAGUAUUAUUGUCACACAACGAAUGAAUGCAAUAAAGAGCAGGCUUGAGAUCUGU